GGGUAAAAGUUUUUUGAUGUUAAAACUGCAUAAACGACGAGGUUUAAUAGUACGGUUCGCAAGUGAUUCUGUCGCCAUUUUGGUGUGUAUGUCGUGUGAGCGUAUGUGUGUGUAAAAAUAGCCAUUUGAAAAGGGGAUGUCGAGGCCAAAGAGAAACAAUGCCAAACUUUUUAGUUAAAACAGACAGUGCUAAGUAGUAUUUCAAUCCAUUAAUUACAACAAUUUCAAAGUAGGUAAAACUAUAUCCUGCGAAAAGUGCUACGUUUCCUUUAGUUUUGUGAGCCCAUAUAUGUACAUAAUUUUAUGUACGAAAAUCGAAAAUGUCUAGCAGAGACGCAGGUGAAGACAAGUUGGCGCAGCAACAGUCGCAGCUGAAACAACAACAGCAAUUAGUUUUCAGUAACAAUGCAAUUGCUAACAUAAAUAUGAGUGGAUUUAGUUCUUUCGACAGCGAUUCUCUGCCCGAAUGUUCAGAGUUUGAUUCAGAAUCGGUUACUUUGGAUUACUUCAAAGAAAGCUCGCGACGCCCCUCACCAUCAAAAAUGGCGCCCACAACAACUAUUGAAACAAUAACAAUCACAAGGCCACUCAAGGUCAUUGCAUUUAUAUGCGGUGUCAUCGUUGUGAUACUGAUGAUUAUGGCAUUAGCUUCCACGGACUGGUUAAUGGCUGCUGGCUGGCGCCAGGGUCUCUUUGUGCACUGCAUUGAGGAGGAUGUUGAUUCACCGUUGCCAUUCAACUUGCACGAUCCGCCUGGUUGUUAUGCCAGUCGAGAUGUGGCUUACAUCAAGGCUACUGCCGCUUUAUGCAUAAUCACAUUGAUAACAGACGUUAUUGCCACCAUACUCACUGGACUGGGUUUGCGAACACAGAAUCACAAUGUGAAAUACAAAUUCUACAGAAUUGCUGUGCUGGUGAUGCUGUUGUCAUUACUGGCUGUUUUGUCUGCACUUAUAAUAUAUCCUGUAGGCUUUGCCGGAGAACUCAAUUUGGCGAAUCGGCCGAUUUGGGAAUUCGGUUGGGCCUAUGGUGUUGGCUGGGGUGCAGCUAUCUUCCUGUUUGGAGCCGUUGUGCUACUGCUAUGCGAUAAGGAGUCGGAGGAGAUCUAUUAUAAGGAGAGAAAAAUUGUACAUGAAAACCAAAUGCGCGCCUAGGCCAGGCCGCACGACCUGCCUGACGUCGUUCUUUAGAUAUUUAAGUAAAUUAUGCGAUUUCUACUGAUAUAAUACUACUAACUACUACUAUUACAAGAACAACAAAACAAAAAAACUAAAUUCAACAACAUCAAACCGUAAACAGUAGGAAAUGAAAGCAAGCAAAAAGCAAAGAAACUAAAACAAAAAAUAACAAUAACGAACAAGAAGAAGAGGAAAGCAAAAAUAGUAAAAAGAGUUAGAACUUCUGUAAUAUUGUCAUCAUUGCCGUCAACCAGAAAACAAUACUACAAACACACAGUGAAAAAAUGAAGGAGCGCAGUUAAAAACAAAGCAAAAUCCGAUCGAAAAAAAAUUAAAACCAGCCCCAAUCAAUACAUAUACAAACAUACAACCAAAAUACACAUACACGCGCAUCAAAUGAUAAUCGCCCACUGUCACGCAUACUUACGGCAGUAAUAAAAUUUGGCUUUUCAAUAUCCCAAAGCAUAUUAACAAAAAAAAGAAUAAAAAUAAUAACAAGUAAAAUGAAAAAACAACAACAAAAGCUAUAUAAGUCAAAGGCACAUUUGAUAUUUAAUAAGCAAACGCAGAAAAUUGUAGUACACUUGCAUACAUACAGGUGCUUGUGAAAAUCUGAUUACCGUUAUAUUAAUAAUACAUACAUACAUACGUGCAUAUCAAACUGAAAUAUUACACAGAACUGAACAACUUAGUUCCAAUUAAUGGCGCAUUUCAACAUAUUAUUGACACGCAUUGAUGGCGACGUUUCACGCAAACAUAUAUACAAACAUACAUGGCUACUCGAAACACGCAAACACUCAUACAUUUGUCAUACAUUUGGGUGAAUGCAUUUUUAUAAUCACUUUUACAAGUCCAUACAUAUACCUACUACAUAAAAGCAUACAUGUAUUCAUGGUGAUCGUAUUUAACCGUUUAGCACUGCAUACGUAUAUACCUACAAGCAUAUAUCUAUAUAUACAUGUAUUAAUCGUACAUAUACAUAUGUAUUCAUUGUUUCCAUUCUCUUCAAAUAUACAUACACACACAUAUAAAUAUAUAACAUAAUGUCACACAUAUGUAACUGCUUGACAAACCUUUUAAUCAUCCUUAAAUCAUCCACACUUCGUUCCACAAUCCCACAAUUAUUAUUUUUUGUUUGCUUUUUUUUUCAUAUCCAUAUCGGUGUAAACUCCAUACGAAAUAAAGAAAAUUAAGUAAAUGAA
Anastrepha obliqua is the source of this 2380-nucleotide messenger RNA. Its product is annotated as transmembrane protein 47. The coding region runs from base 321 to 1154 and encodes 277 amino acids. The record is from RefSeq and is a predicted model, not a curated record. Lineage: Eukaryota; Metazoa; Arthropoda; Insecta; Diptera; Tephritidae. Gene Ontology annotation, biological process: cell-cell adhesion. The transcript is spliced from 6 exons. Gene Ontology annotation, cellular component: cell-cell junction; membrane.